This is a messenger RNA of Scatophagus argus, 2659 nucleotides long. It is a transcript of the gene lipg, whose product is annotated as lipase, endothelial. Bases 426 to 1925 code for a protein of 499 amino acids. Gene Ontology annotation, molecular function: lipoprotein lipase activity; protein binding. NCBI's taxonomy places the organism in Eukaryota, Metazoa, Chordata, Actinopteri, Scatophagidae. Gene Ontology annotation, biological process: lipid metabolic process. The transcript has 10 exons. The record is from RefSeq and is a predicted model, not a curated record.
GUGUGCGCCGGUUGACCUUCAUACCAACAGUGAGCUACUGGAUAUGCUUUACGAUGCUCUUGCGUCAGCUGUACACACCCCACAAGGCGUAAAACGGUCACAUCGUGAGACGUCUACAACUUCAUUCAGCAUUGCCACGCCUUCAACGUAAAGAAUUGGGGGCUUGACCAAUAAGAUCCACGAUAGAUCAGCCGAUGAUCAGAUGACUGAAAAGGGGAAACUAUUUAAAACUCUAAUCACACGCUUGAUCCCGGUUUAUACAUUUCUUGAGCGGUGCGCACCAAAACGCACCACCGGCUCUGUUGCUCUUUGUUACCAGUGGAUCUAAACUCCCUCACCUACCGCGCUCCCAACAGCAUUACAAAAAAUAUAUUUUAUCUUUCCGGGAAACUUGUAAUUCCUCCACACUCGCUUGUGACUGAGAAAUGAAUCAUAAAGCUCUAUUACUGUGGAUUUUCCUACAGUGUGCUGCUGUGCUCUUCUCAUCCGCUCUUGGGGAAAACGCUGUUCUUAAGGACAGUGGAUUGGAUGAGUUGUCAACAGACAGCAAGGCUCUCUAUGGCACCAUCAAGUAUAACAUGAGGAAAAAAAAUUUAGAUCUGGACCAAGAGGGCUGCUACCUGCAGACUGGCAAGAGGGAACGUCUAGAGGAGUGUGGCUUCAAUGUUACAGCCAAGACCAUCUUCAUCAUCCACGGCUGGACGAUGAGUGGAAUGUUCGAAAACUGGAUGUCCAAGCUGGUCUCUGCAGUGAUACAGCGUGAAACGGAGGCCAAUGUGGUUGUUGUUGACUGGCUGUCGAUGGCUCAGCAGCUGUACCCUGAUGCAGUCAACCACACCCUGAGCGUUGGUCUGGAUAUUGCCACCAUGCUCAACUGGCUUCAGGAUGAGCAGCAGCUCCCUCUUGAGAAUGUGCACAUGAUCGGCUACAGUUUAGGUGCUCAUGUAGCUGGCUACGCAGGAACUUAUGUACGAGGGACCAUUGGUAGGAUCACUGGUCUAGACCCAGCAGGACCAAUGUUUGAGGAUGUAGAUGAGCAGAGGCGCCUCUCCCCAGAUGAUGCUGACUUUGUGGACGUUUUGCACACAUACACUCGAGAGGCUUUGGGUGUCAGCAUUGGGAUACAGCAGCCAAUUGGGGACAUUGACAUCUACCCCAAUGGUGGUGAUGUGCAGCCUGGCUGUGCACUGGGUGAUGUGCUGGCAGUAGCUGGAAAUUUCAUGGAAGUGAUGAAGUGUGAGCAUGAGCGCGCUGUGCACUUGUUUGUGGACUCCCUGAUGAACAAGGACCACAUGAGCUUUGCCUACCAGUGCACUGGCCCCGAUCGCUUCAAGAAGGGCAUCUGCCUCAGCUGCCGUAAAAAUCGCUGCAACAACAUUGGCUACAACGCCAGAAAGAUGCGCAAGAGGCGCAACAGUAAAAUGUAUCUGAAGACACGUGCUGAAACGCCCUUCGGAGGCUAUCACUAUCAGAUGAAGAUGCACGUGUUCAACAGAAAACAGUCAGAUAACGCAGAUCCAACCUUUCAUGUAAGGUUGUACGGAGAGCAUAAUGAUACUUCAGACAUAUCUGUUGAUGUCCAUGAUGGCAUAAUUGGUCUGAACCUUACCAACACCUUCUUGGUGUUUACUGAGGAGGAUAUUGGUGACCUGCUGAAGAUCCGUCUGAGCUGGGAAGGAGAUUCUGAUUCCUGGAACUCGGUUUGGAAGAACAUUAAGAAGACGUUCUGGUCCUGGAACACAAAGCCUCUCAAACCUGUACUGGAAGUUCGGCGGAUUCGUGUGAAGGCUGGAGAAACGCAAAAGAAGUUUACAUUCUGCGCACAAGACCCUGCAAAAACUGAAUUUUCGCCAGGGGAAUCAAUAACUUUUGUGAAAUGUCGUGAUGGCUGGGAAGUGAAACCAAGAAAACGGCUGCCCAUGUAACAACUCAGCACUUCCAACAACCAGUGCACCAUCACCUUGGGGGACCCAACAUGGAUCAGCAAGAAGCACUUUUCAUAGGACGAAGAUUGAUCAGAGCACAGUGGGAAGGGCUUGACUGGAUUGCACCAGGAAGGUUUCCAUUGGUUUCGGAAACAAGGACUCUGGGGUCCAUCCAGUUUGAGAGCUGGAACAUGACGCACAGGCUGGAAUCGAAGGGCUGUCCUAAACAUGUUAAGAUUGCCAGAGGAGUUGCAGGACAUCCUUUGUAUGGACUAUUAACGUAGAAUACAGAUCUGUGCUAGUGGACAUACACCAGCAGUUGUAGUCGCUGUACUGUACAUUUUAAGAUAUUUUUUUUUCUUUUUUUUUUUAUUUAUGAAAAAAAAAUGGAAGCACUGCGAGACCAAUGUUAUUUAUCGGAGGAUAUCCCGUGAUGAGGCAUAUGUUGAAUGCGUUUCUCCUAGGUGUGUGUGGUAAUGUAUGUGUGUGUCGUAGUUACGUGUGGGUGUUUGUGCUUUUUAUGACCAAGAAGUGUGCCUUUCUGCUGAGAGAUUAUUGAUACACUGUAUAACUGAAGGAGAUACCUGAUCUCAUUGCACACUAUCUUUCUGAGAUUCUGAGGUCAAUGUAUGAGGCUUAUUUGGUGUGUUUAUGUACAUAAUGUAAAUUUUUGUUGUUUUGUGUUCUUUCUUUCUUUUUUUCUGAAAAAUAAAUUCACCGGUUAUUUGUAGAAA